Messenger RNA from Sorghum bicolor (sorghum), 750 nucleotides. RefSeq lists its product as uncharacterized. The coding region runs from base 148 to 540 and encodes 130 amino acids. The transcript has 3 exons. The record is from RefSeq and is a predicted model, not a curated record. Lineage: Eukaryota; Viridiplantae; Streptophyta; Magnoliopsida; Poales; Poaceae.
GGUUGGCUGCCUGCAAAAAGCGUCAGAGCGAGCAAGGGGCAGAGCCUUGGUGAGGCGGCCACUUGAGGAGGGGACGGGAGCGAGCGGCGUGAUUCUUCACCGCCGCGCCGCCACGUACGGAGGCCACAACUCAAGGUGCGAUAAGAUAUGGUACUAGUCCAAGCUCAGAAUGGAGAUACUUGGGAGCUCGACGAGGAGGAAUGGCUACCAAUGCUGUUCGAGCGAUACCCACUUCGGAUCCCAGUGAAGAACAAGGAGGCGUUUGAUCAGCUGGUCAUCUAUGCUAGGGAGCGGCAGUCGAUGAUGAACCAAACUGCAUCUGUUGAGGAGGAGGAGGAGGAGGAGGCGAGAUUCGAUGAGGAGUUCAUCAAACGGUACAAUGACUACAGCUUGCAGCACAUCGGGCAUAUCGCAUCUGGUGCUCGGAUGUUGGCCAUGAAAGGGCUCCACAAGGCGAUCUACGAAAACCGGCUGCGCCGCAUGAUGGAAGCGGGCACAUCCCAGGAUCAAGCGAGGGCCGAUCUUGAUACGGUGAUGUGAUAGAAUGGUUGGAUACGAUAGGCGCCAGUUAGCUGUUAAAAUGGAAAUGUAGCAUAGCAGUUGUGAGUUUUUCGUCCCUAAGAAAGCAGCUUUUGUGUGGUGACAACUUAUUUCUCCAUUCUGUUAUUGUGAUAAGUUAAGAUAGAACCAGAUGAACUUAUGAGACUAGCAGUUAAGUUUGAAUGUCAGCUGAACUUAGUGCAAGUGUGC